AUGGGGAAUCGAUUUAUUUGCAUGACGAAGAAGGAAAAUGGGAGGAAUGUAAUAGGGUCAAUGAGUAAAGGAAUGGAGAGAUCGAAGAGGAGGUCGUUAGUAGAAGAGGAGUUAUUGCAUAGACAAGCUUUGUCAAUGGCAAUUCAGCAGCAUCAGUUGUCUCAAAGAUUUGAGGGGUCAAUUUCCAGACGUAUUGGAUCCACUACUUCUCGCCGUCGCACUGAUUUGUCUGAAUCCAAUUCUAAGCAGUUACCAGAAUUUUUGGAGAGCAUCAAAACAAAGAAGUUCAUUUUGGUACAUGGGGAAGGAUUCGGAGCUUGGUGUUGGUACAAAACUAUUGCUCUAUUGGAGGAAACAGGAUUGCUUCCCACAACCAUAGAUCUCACUGGAUCUGGGAUUGAUCUGACAGAUACAAAAGAUGUUACAACACUGGCGGAGUACUCAAAACCAUUGAUUGAUUAUCUGGAAAACUUGCCUGAGGAUGAAAAGGUAAUUUUGGUAGGUCACAGUAUUGGAGGUUCUUGUGUUUCCUAUGCCUUGGAGCUUUUCCCACAGAAAAUUGCGAAAGCAAUAUUUAUUUGUGCUACAAUGAUAUCUGAUGGACAGAGGCCUUUUGAUGUGUUUGCCGAAGAGCUUGGUUCGGCAGAGCUUUUCAUGAAGGAGUCUAAGUUUUUAAUUUAUGGGAAUGGUAAAGAGAAGCCUCCUACUGGCUUCAUGUUUGAGAAGGAGCAGAUGCAUGGGCUGUAUUUCAAUCAAUCUCCUGCAAAGGAUAUUGCUUUGGCAAUGGUUUCAAUGAGAGCAAUUCCUCUUGGUCCAAUAAUGGAGAAGCUAUCAUUGACACCUGAAAAAUAUGGAACAAGUCAUAGAUUUUAUGUCCAGACAUUGGAUGAUCAUGCUCUUUCACCAGAUGUUCAAGAAAAACUUUUGAGGGAAAACCCUCCUGGAGGUGUUUUCAAGAUCAAAGGAAGCGACCAUUGCCCAUUCUUUUCGAAGCCACAGUCGCUGCAUAAGAUUUUGGUUGAGAUUGCUCAGAUUCCAUAGGAAUGUAUGUUCAUAUGAAAAGAAACCAGAUAUAUUUUACU
Solanum verrucosum is the source of this 1082-nucleotide messenger RNA. Its product is annotated as putative methylesterase 14, chloroplastic. Lineage: Eukaryota; Viridiplantae; Streptophyta; Magnoliopsida; Solanales; Solanaceae. Gene Ontology annotation, molecular function: methyl indole-3-acetate esterase activity; methyl jasmonate esterase activity; methyl salicylate esterase activity. Gene Ontology annotation, biological process: jasmonic acid metabolic process; salicylic acid metabolic process. The transcript has 5 exons. The record is from RefSeq and is a predicted model, not a curated record. The coding region runs from base 1 to 1041 and encodes 346 amino acids.